Molecule: messenger RNA, 5345 nt
Organism: Marmota monax (woodchuck)
Lineage: Eukaryota; Metazoa; Chordata; Mammalia; Rodentia; Sciuridae
Gene: Dlgap2
Product: DLG associated protein 2
Exons: 16
Coding region: 307-3480 (1057 amino acids)
Biological process (GO): signaling
Cellular component (GO): postsynaptic specialization; glutamatergic synapse
Molecular function (GO): molecular adaptor activity
Source: RefSeq, a predicted model, not a curated record
CCGACAGUGCGCGGGGCUGGAGCGCGGUCGGAGCGCACGGUGGCGGUGGCGGCGGCGGCGAAAGACUGAAGGAUCGCUGGCGGACGGCGGACCCAUACACCUAGGAGCUUAGGAGCCGGCGGCUGUGCCGCACGUGCCGCCUGGCUUGAGGGGUGGCCACCUAGCCAUGUCACCUAGUACCUGCUGAACUAGGAGUGCUUGAGGAUGUCCGCGCUGAGGAAGGCUUUCCUGCCGCCCGAGGCUCAGCCGUAGCACUGCGCAUCCCAUUCCAACGGUGACUCCCUCUGCUGCACCCAGCCCAGCACCAUGGGGACGGCUCAGGUUCUGCCCGGCAUUCUGCAGAAGCAUUGCUGUGUGCUACCAGACAGGAACACAGAGUCGCAGUGCACCCUCUGCGGGGAGCCGGAAGAGGAAGAAGGAGGAGACCUGGUCCAGCCGGGCCUCAGCUUCCCGGGGCCAGCGGAGGAAGACCUAGACCAGCAGUACUCAUGGUCCCCGACGCAGCACUUCAAUGAAGAACGGUACUCCCCGGCUCCCAGGAACAUGAAAGGGUUGUCUGGAAGCCGGAACCCGCCGCCGCUAUGUGCAGGCCACACCUGUGGCGUGGCGCCCCCUGCCGACUGCGAGCACCCGCUGGACCACCUCCGCCACGGGCAGGACACGCGGCAGCCCUACCUGCUCAGCCCGGCGGAGAGCUGCCCCAUGGACCACCACCGCUGCUCCCCGCGGAGCUCCGUGCACUCCGAGUGCAUGAUGAUGCCCGUGGUGCUGGGCGACCACGUGUCCAGCAGCACCUUUCCCAGGAUGCACUACAGCUCCCACUACGACACCAGGGACGACUGCGCCAUGCCCCACAUGGGCGCCAAGAUCAACCGCAUCCCCGCCAACCUCCUGGACCAGUUCGAGAAGCAGCUGCCCCUGCACAGGGACGGGUUCCACACGCUGCAGUACCAGAGGGCCUCGACGGCCGCGGAGCAGCGCAGCGAGAGCCCGGGCCGGAUCCGGCACCUGGUGCACUCGGUGCAGAAGCUCUUCACCAAGUCGCACUCCCUGGAGGGCUCUUCCAAGAACAAAGCGGACGGCACCAAGGGCGACGGCCGGGCCGACGAGCACCACCACGGCCACCACGCCCGGCACGGCAAGCGGAGCCGCAGCAGGGAGCGGAAGCCCGAGGCCAAGCACAAGUCGGGCUCCAGCAGCUGGUGGAGCUCGGACGACAACCUGGACAGCGACAGCACGCACCGGGCGCCGAGCGUGGUGAGCAGGCACCACCUGGACCCCUUCCCCCACUGCUACCCCGAGGCCCUGCAGAGCCCCUUCGGGGACCUCUCGCUGAAGACGUCCAAGAGCAACAACGACGUCAAGUGCUCGGCCUGCGAGGGCUUGGCCCUGACGCCGGACGCCAAGUACAUGAAGCGGAGCUCCUGGUCCACGCUCACCGUGAGCCAGGCCAAGGAGGCCUACCGCAAGAGCUCCCUGAACCUGGACAAGCCGCUGGUGCACCAGGACAUCAAGCCGCCCCCGCGGCAGUGCCACUACCUCCAGGUGCCUCAGGACGAGUGGGGAGGCUACCCGUCCAGCGGCAAGGAGGAGGAGAUCCCCUGCCGCAGGAUGAGGAGCGGCAGCUACAUCAAAGCCAUGGGAGAUGAGGACAGCGGAGAGUCGGACUCCAGCCCCAAAACGUCCCCGACGGUGGCCCUGCGACCAGAGCCGCUGCUGAAGUCCCUCGGACAGAGACCGCUUGGAGACCACCAAACCCAGAGCUACCUGCAAGCUGCAAGUGAGGUGCCUGUCGGUCACAGCCUGGACCCCUCUGCCAACUACAACUCCCCGAAAUUCCGCUCAAGGAACCAGAGCUACAUGCGGGCCGUGAGCACCCUGAGCCAGGCCAGCUGCGUGAGCCAGAUGAGUGAAGCAGAGAUCAAUGGGCAGUUCGAGUCGGUGUGUGAAUCCGUCUUUAGUGAAGUUGAAUCUCAGGCCAUGGAUGCCCUCGACCUGCCCGGAUGUUUCCGAACAAGGAGUCACAGUUACCUUCGAGCCAUCCAAGCUGGUUACUCCCAGGAUGAUGAAUGUGUCCCCGGGACAACGCCCUCCAACAUGACAUCCACCAUCAGGUCAACAACAGCGGUCUCCUACACAAAUUACAAGAAGACACCCCCUCCGGUGCCUCCUCGGACCACCUCCAAGCCCCUGAUCUCGGUGACAGCCCAGAGCAGCACUGAGUCUACCCAAGACGCCUACCAGGACAGCCGUGCCCAGAGGAUGUCUCCAUGGCCCCAGGAUGGCCCCAGCCUCUACAACUCCACGGACAGUUUGGACAGCAACAAGGCCAUGAGUCUAGCCCUAGAAACGGCCGCGGCCCAGCGCCAGGCCGACGGCCAGGGCAGCUCUGUGCGGACCAGCGACAAGGCCAUCCUGGUGUCCAAGGCUGAGGAGCUGCUCAAGAGCCGCUGCUCCUCCAUCGGGGUCCAGGAUUCUGAAUUCCCAGAGCAUCAUCCAUACCCAAGGUCAGAUGUGGAAACGGCUACGGAUUCGGACACGGAGAGCCGAGGCCUGCGGGAGUACCACUCUGUUGGAGUGCAAGUAGAAGACGAAAAACGGCACGGGCGCUUCAAGCGCUCUAACAGCGUCACGGCUGCUGUCCAGGCCGACUUGGAGCUGGAGGGCUUCCCGGGACACAUCACCAUGGAGGACAAGGGCCUCCAGUUCGGCUCGUCCUUCCAGCGGCACUCGGAGCCCAGCACCCCGACGCAGUACGGGGCGGUGCGGACUGUGCGGACGCAGGGCCUCUUCAGCUACAGGGAGGACUACAGGACCCAGGUGGACACCUCCAGCCUGCCCCCGCCUGACCCGUGGCUGGAGCCCUCCCUGGAGGCCACGGACACUGGAAGGGUGUCCCCGUGCCGCAGGGACGGCUCCUGGUUUUUGAAACUGCUGCACACGGAGACAAAGAGGAUGGAAGGCUGGUGCAAGGAGAUGGAGGGGGAAGCGGAGGAGAACGACCUCAGCGAGGACACUCUCGGGAAGAUCAGGAGUGCCGUGGGGAGUGCCCAGCUGCUCAUGUCGCAGAAGUUCCAGCAGUUCUAUUGGCUGUGCCAGCAGAACAUGGACCCCAGUGCCAUGCCGAGGCCCACCUCCCAGGACCUGGCCGGCUACUGGGACAUGCUGCAGCUGUCCAUCGAGGACGUCAGCAUGAAGUUCGAUGAGCUCCAGCAGCUGAAGCUCAACGACUGGAAGGUGGCAGAGUCGCCAGAGAGAAAGGAGGAAAGAAAAGUCCCCCCUCCAAUACCAAAGAAGCCCCCCAAAGGGAAAUUCCCCAUCACGAGAGAAAAGUCCCUGGACCUGCCCGACAGACAACGCCAGGAAGCCCGGAGGCGGCUCCUGGCGGCCAAGAGAGCGGCCUCCUUCCGACAGAACUCCGCCACGGAGCGCGCCGACAGCAUCGAGAUCUACAUCCCCGAGGCCCAGACCCGGCUCUGAGGAGGGGCAGCCCCCUCGGCUGCUCCCCUGGACAAAAUGCUUGUACAGUCUCUGCCGACCGACCGGGUAGUUGUCUCAUCCCUCCACCGAGUACCCCCUUGCUGUUGUGUCCUUGGUACCACAGACACGGUGAACGCUUCCCCUGUCCUCGGUUUGCUGAGCUCUGGCAAGAAUGACCUUUGCACCUGAUGGGCUGGCUCCCAGCUCUGAUGCUCGGCCUGGCGAGGCCUGGCUCCCUCUGGCCCUCAGAGGACAUGCCUCUCGAGACGGAACCCAGCUUACACUUUGUUACUUAUAUUUUUAUAAAUCGUGUGAUGACUAGGUAAGGACAACAAUGACUACAAAUGGGUAUCUCACCACUCACGAGAGGCUGUAGACACCCGUGGAAGGUGCUACAACACCAAGCGCAGGAAAGAGACCCAUUUCCCUCGCCGACCUCAGGUCACUCCCCCGAGCCCAGCUGACCUCGCCCUCACUGCCACCCCGUCCUGCUGCCACGGGCAGAAGCAUAGGUUCCCCGUGUGGGUCCUUGGUGAUGGGAAGGGGUCCCUCCAACCCCCAAGCUCCCCACCCUGUGUUCUCCAAAGCCCAGGAGGUUCCGAGUCUGAACUCUAGAAACGCCCGGCUCAGCACCUACACAUUAAAAACUAAGCCCGACAUCCCUCCCCGAGGCUGUGAGGUACAGGCAGGGACGGAGCUCAGAGAAGGCCCGAGGGAGGCAAGAAGAAGCGCCCGCUUCCGGAGACGUCAUGGCAUCUUUAUUCCUUUGUGUCGCAAAACUCAGAGCACCCUCUUCACGUCACCACUGACACCACAAGUGAUUUCUUUUACCUGUGUAGAUCAUUCUCAGAUUGCUCUCUCAGUUGACUUUUCCAGGGUGUCCUUAAAACAAAAACAAAGUUUGCUUGUUUAAAAUGACAGUUGUGAUGUUGUGAAAAGUAUAGGGGUAUGAAUGUGGGUGGUAAGUAUAUCGCAGUUUAACUGGUAAAGAAGAAAUGUAGUUGACACUUGUAUCCUUCCAGAACUCUCUUGUCCUAUGCAGUAUACUUCUUGCCUGUGGUAGACAUGAAGAGGGAAAGGGUCAUGUGUGGUGAUGUCCCGCUGUGGAAUUUAAGAGAUGGAAUUAGCUGGCAGGACUCUGAUGGGCACCAGAGUGUAGCAGCAACUCUGGUCAGUGGGCCUCCGUGUGCAGCUAAAUGCAGAUACAGUGGUGGCCGCUGUCGCUAAUGGCCUUCUGAAUCCACUCGGGCGCUGUAAGUGAAGACCCAUCAGAGUCCCCACUGGACCCCGACCUCAGAGCUCUCGCACUCCUCCGGGCUGCAGGCAGGAUGGCCACCUAAGACGUCUCCACCCGAGCGCCCGGUCUCCUGCUCGCUGCUGUGGGGGGCACCGUGCUCAGCCAUAGAGGGAGCGCUGUGGAGGCCCCCUAGCACUUUGUUUUCCCCUGACUCGCACUUUAGAGCCUGACCCUGGUGUCGCUGCGUGAGGCGGCCACACGGGCGGGGCUUCUGGAAGACUGCACUGUCCUCUUCCUGGUAGUCCACAUUCCACUACGCAUGGGGUUCCCUGGGCGCAGCUGAUAUCAAAGCAUGUUGAGCUGCAGAGUUUUGCUUUUUUAAAGCUGAGUAGUUAAGAAUUCCCUGUAAGAACAAAACCCUGUAAGGUGAGCCUCAGAUCUGGUAUAUGUUUUACCAAACAGCCUUAAAAUAUAUUUGGAAGCAAAAAUCAGUACGAAUGUAUAUCCUUGAAAAAUGCAAAAAAAAAAAAUUCCCUGAAAUAUUCUUCUAUAACUGAAUCCUAUUUCCCCAGUGUUCAAAGCGUUUUCUACCUAAAUAAAUACCUAAAUCCUGAACAGUGUACAAUAA